Microsporum canis CBS 113480 is the source of this 579-nucleotide messenger RNA. RefSeq names its product Rpp14 family protein. NCBI's taxonomy places the organism in Eukaryota, Fungi, Ascomycota, Eurotiomycetes, Onygenales, Arthrodermataceae. The transcript is spliced from 2 exons. Gene Ontology annotation, biological process: tRNA 5'-leader removal. Gene Ontology annotation, cellular component: ribonuclease P complex. Bases 1 to 579 code for a protein of 192 amino acids. Gene Ontology annotation, molecular function: ribonuclease P RNA binding. The record is from RefSeq and is a predicted model, not a curated record.
AUGGUCCGUCUUAAACAUCGUUAUCUGCUUGUCAACAUUCUCUACCCGACCCAGACAGGUUCGGAGCAGAAGCACGGAAAUGAAAACGACUUCCACCUACAGGUCCAUCGCCCGACGGCGGAUGCACUCACGCCGCAGGCCCUCGCUAGGAUGGUCAGAGAAAGCGUAGCUGAGAUGUUUGGUGACUGGGGGAUGGGCAAGCUGGGAGGUGCUGGCGCCGGUGCGGUCAGUGUGAAAUAUCUAUCGCCUGCGACGUCAACAGCUAUAAUACGAUGCCCUCGUGCGAGUUACCGUCUGGUCUGGUCGGCCCUGACUUAUUCGUCAAGCCUGCCGCCAGCGUAUCGGGCUUCCGCUGAUGGCCAGCGGCAAGGGUGUGUCUUCCGUGUGGUGCGAGUCUCCGGUACGAUGAAGAAGGCAGAGCUAGAAGCUAUCCGGAGGGCUCGCGCCGAAGUCGUCAGGUUAACGAAGGAAUGGGAGAACGGGGGCAAGGCUGCACUAGAGGGCAUGUUUACUGAUGGCCCUGCUGCGCUAGACAACGGGAUAGAGAGUGAGAGUGAAGACGACAGCGACGCUGAUUGA